UUGAAUAGUUGAACCAUGUUCAGCGGCCGGUGCGAAGCUGCGCUCCUUGGCGGACGUCGGACGGCCGCAGCUGCAAUCCUCUCCGGAAGGUCGCAUACAAUGGCAGCGCCCAAGAAAGUCUGCCUUCUCGGCUCUGGCAACUGGGGCUCUGCUAUAGCCAAAAUUGUUGGUGCCAAUGUGGCCCAGAACCCCAAGUUUGACAAGACUGUCAACAUGUGGGUGUUUGAGGAAGUGGUGAAUGGCCGAAAGCUCACAGAGAUAAUCAACACUGAACACGAGAACAUCAAGUAUCUCCCCGGGCACAAGUUACCCUCGAAUGUGGUAGCCGUCCCGGAAUUGCCCGAUGCCGUGAAAGGAGCAGACAUCCUUGUUUUUGUGGUGCCACACCAGUUCGUCGGAAAAGUGUGUGAUGGCAUCAAAGAUCAUAUCAAGAAGGAUGCCCUGGGCAUGUCCCUCAUCAAGGGUGUAGAUGAGGGCCCAGAGGGGCUGAAGUUGAUCUCAGACGUCAUCCGGGAAAAGUUGGGAAUCACCAUGACGGUACUGAUGGGUGCCAACAUUGCCAACGAAGUUGCCGAUGAAAAAUUCUGUGAAACCACCAUUGGGUGCAAGAACAAAGAAUACGGACCUCUGUUGAAAGAGCUGAUGCAGACGCCCAACUUCCGUGUGACGGUGGUGGAGGAGUCAGAUGUGGUGGAGAUUUGUGGAGCUCUGAAGAACGUGGUGGCGGUGGGUGCAGGCUUCUGUGAUGGUCUCGGCUUCGGGGACAACACCAAGGCAGCAGUGAUCCGUCUGGGGCUGAUGGAGAUGAUCGCCUUCGCCCGCAUCUUCUGCACCGGCGGGCCUGUGUCCCCGGCCACCUUCCUGGAGAGCUGCGGCGUGGCCGACCUCAUCACCACCUGCUACGGCGGCCGCAACCGCAAGAUCGCAGAGGCCUUCGUCAAAACGGGGAAGUCAAUCGAGGAGCUGGAGAAGGAGAUGCUGAACGGGCAGAAGCUGCAGGGCCCAGCAACAGCGCUGGAAGUCAACCACAUCCUCAAGCACAAAAACCUGGUGGAGAAGUUCCCCUUGUUCACAGCGGUCUACCAGAUCUGCUAUCAGGGACACCCAGUAAAGGAGUUCAUCACCUGCUUGCAAAACCACCCUGAGCACAUGUAACCCCUUCUUCCUUCACAUGGAGGCAAAACCAGCACAUGUUAAGGUGCCACUGGAAGAUGUUUUGGGGAGUUAAUUAGCGCUAAUAAAUAUUUCCAGCCCCCCCAUCUAUUUUUCUCAAGCAGGAAGUUGAUGAAUUUAAUGUUUCACCUUUGAGAAAUGGGAGAUUUUCCACUAAUGUUUUCUCUAGUUUCCACUGAUGUGAUGCUUCCUGGCUUGUCAGAGACUUUGGAGUUAAUAUCGAAAUGUUUAUCAUGGCAAGUAAAUAGAAUAUUUUUUGUUUGUACUAGAACAUCUAAAACAUCUUAAUUUUACUGGGCUAAAGGACACACUCUUUAAAAAGGAAUAUUUGCGCAAAGGGCAAGAGGUGAAUACCGUCUUAAAUGUCGCUGAUUUUGAAAAGUGAAUUGGCGGUGCAUCUUCGUGCCAUUUUUAUACAUUUUAUUUGUUGCCUUAUUUGAGAACUUUUGAGCCUUGCAGGUUUUUAAACAGGAGUGCCUUACAGAGCCUGAAAUACCCACACGUUCAUCACCUGUCAUGUUCUGUGUUAUGACAAUUAAUUGUGUUGCUUAACCGGUUAAUUGUGUCGUUUUAAGCCAAACUUCCUUUCCAGGUCCCUUUGUUUUUCUUGUUGUCUUUUAUUUUAAUCCUGUGUUGGUUUGUAUCGUUUCUGAAGUAAACAGCUGCAAAUCUGUGUAA
This is a messenger RNA of Brienomyrus brachyistius, 1851 nucleotides long. RefSeq names its product glycerol-3-phosphate dehydrogenase [NAD(+)], cytoplasmic. Gene Ontology annotation, biological process: glycerol-3-phosphate catabolic process; carbohydrate metabolic process. NCBI's taxonomy places the organism in Eukaryota, Metazoa, Chordata, Actinopteri, Osteoglossiformes, Mormyridae. Gene Ontology annotation, cellular component: cytosol; glycerol-3-phosphate dehydrogenase (FAD) complex. The transcript has 9 exons. Gene Ontology annotation, molecular function: glycerol-3-phosphate dehydrogenase [NAD(P)+] activity; protein homodimerization activity; NAD binding. The record is from RefSeq and is a predicted model, not a curated record. The coding region runs from base 16 to 1155 and encodes 379 amino acids.